Molecule: messenger RNA, 1689 nt
Organism: Diuraphis noxia (Russian wheat aphid)
Lineage: Eukaryota; Metazoa; Arthropoda; Insecta; Hemiptera; Aphididae
Gene: Pgant5
Product: polypeptide N-acetylgalactosaminyltransferase 5
Biological process (GO): protein O-linked glycosylation
Cellular component (GO): Golgi apparatus
Molecular function (GO): polypeptide N-acetylgalactosaminyltransferase activity
Source: RefSeq, a predicted model, not a curated record
AUUGUGUAUUAAAUUUUUUAUACAUAUAAUUAGGUGCAUCUAAUGUUGAAGUUGGAGAUGUUUCUGAACGUUUAGCUUUGAGAGAAAAGUUAAAAUGCAAGUCUUUCCGUUGGUACUUGGAAAACAUUUACCCUGAGUCUCAAAUGCCACUUGAUUACUAUUAUCUUGGAGAAAUAAAAAACGUAGACUCUCAACAUUGCCUUGACACCAUGUCACGAAAAAGUGGUGAAAAAGUUGGCAUGAGUUAUUGUCAUGGUCUUGGUGGCAAUCAAGUUUUUGCAUAUACUAAACGGUCACAAAUUAUGUCCGAUGAUAAUUGUUUAGAUGCUUCCAAUAUUGUUGGACCAGUUAGUUUAAUUAGAUGCCAUGGUCUGGAGGGUAAUCAAGCAUGGGUUUAUGAUUCAAAGGAAAUGACAAUAAAACAUAAAACUACAGAUCAAUGUCUAGAACAUUCAAUGUCUGCUGAUCAGUAUGCUGCCAUAUUAAAUGAAUGUGAUGGUUCACGUAGCCAACAAUGGACAAUGAAGAGUAACUUUCACUGGCAAGCUAGCUCAAGAUAACGUAAUCUAAUUUUUACUUUUUAUUUUAAUCAAGUGUUAUUCGUUUAUGCAUACAUAUAUACAUUUUGGGGAUCAAAAUAUUUACUUAUAAGUUCUUAUGAACAAAAAAAUCUUCUUAUAUAAUAAAAUAAAAAUCUUUUAUACUUUUGAACAAAUUAGAUAUAACUUAUGAAGUCCAUGACAGUUUAAAAACACUUAUAAUAGAAUUAUAAAAAUCUACUUGGUGACUAUUUAUCCCUGCCCACAAUAUUAUUAUCUUAAUGAAACCACUUAUAUUUUUAACAAGAUAAAAAGAUUCAGUGAAAACACUUGUGAUAUUUAUAUAUUAUGUUAUUAGUUAUAAUUAUUAUUAUAUUAUAUUUUGUAUAAUAACAAAUUAUAAAAUAAAUUUCCCUCCUUAUAAAAAAAAUAACCGCGUGACUUAAAAUUAAAAUACAUACUAYGAUAUGUAUCAGGUAUUUACAUCAGUUUUUCUUUUUUUAUACAAACAAAUUCAAAUGUUCAAUUCAUUUUUGUAUGAUUAAUAGAUAAUUUUUUCUUCUUUUUAUUUAAUAUUAUCAUUAAUGCUCAAAAUUAUAUCCUAUAUGGAGUUGUGAGUAUAAUAUAUUAAUUCACUUUUAAUGUUAUUAAUAUUGUAUGUUAUGUUAUGUUCAUUAUCUUGUGAUAACAUGGACACUAACAAAAAAAAAAAAAAAUGUUGUCAUUACUCUAUACCACAGAUGGCAAACCUAUAAUAAGUGUGUCACUUAAUAACACAUGCACACUCUUUUAGUGACACAAUUAACUUGUUUUUUUUUUUACCAUUAAAGAUGUAGUAUAUAGAUAUGUUGGAUUUAAAAAUGGUCUUAAAAUUAUUUGACACACACGAAAAAUAAAAUCCAACCAGCAUUUUUAUUUGACACAGGUACAGAAAGCUUUGCCAUCCCUGGUCUAUACUAUAUGUAKUUAAUCUAGCGAUUUCCACUUGUUAUAUCCAUAUUUUUGACACAAAUGAUUCACUUUUUAAAAGAAUGUAUAUAUACAAUAUAUGUAUACUUAUAAAUACCUGCAUAUAGGAUAUGUGAGCUUCUCUGUAAAUUUAAAACUGAUGACUGAUCUACUUGUUUUAUUAUGUAUCUAAUGAAAUAAG